ACGCCCGUCAAAAUAACCGACCAAUUAGAAUCAUGAGUUCGAGAGUCACUGCAGCAAACCGGUUCCUCCUUCUCGUACAUUCAUGGUGUCCCACGGGCCGCGACAAGUAAAACUUGGCCACUAUCGAAUACACAGUCACGGGUGAUCGUCCGUUUAGUGGGAGUGAGUGUGGCCGGCUGGUGAAAAUGACAACAGACAGAGAGCCUUCCGUCACUGUUAAACUCCUUCACCUCAUAUUCCUCUCCACCUUUUGGGGAAUGCAGAUAUGGGUCACCUUCAUAUCAGGAUUUGUAAUGGAUAAUCAUCUAAACCGGCACACGUUUGGCUUUAUCCAGAGCAGGCUCUUCCCGUUUUACUUGCAUAUCGGCUCAGCGUGCGCUUUCCUCAACCUGACUAUUUUCGCCAUGUACCACCCCAGCGAUCUGUUGGAUGAAAAAGAGUCCUUUCAGAUCUUCAUUUAUUUUGUCUGCGUGACCGUGGCAGCAGUGAAUUCGCAGUGGUUUGGUCAGAUGACCUCAGAGAUUAUGGCAGAUAUGCACCUUAUUGAGCAGGCCUGCGGGUUGGGUCAGGACAUUGGACUCUCAUCUAAUCGGGAGGCCUAUGCCAAGCUCUGUGAGACGGACCAGAAGUAUAAACGUUUAAGUGGCCGUCUAUGGUUAUACCACAUGCUUUCCUCUCUGUGUAACCUAUGUUGUAUCAUAUGUAAUGGAUACAGUCUAUAUUACCUGGCAGAGAACCUCACCACAAUUUAAUCGCCAUCCUGCUCCUCCUCCAGAAUGGUGUACAUGCCCACAAUGCAAAGCAAAACCCUUGAAUUGCAUCAUUGAUGAACUGCUCUCAGGUACUGAAUUACCUCCUGACAAAUCUGGUCAUUAUUGUUACGAUUGUGUCUUUUAUGUAUUUGUUAAAUGUGUGUAAUGUACAGUUAUUGUUUGUAUUCAUUAUGUUUUUACAAGGGAAGACGUUACAGCUAGUGUGUGUGAAUGAGAAGAAAUUAAAGCAAUGACAUCAAAAAAUGAGAAAUUACAAUUCAAUUCUGUUGUGUUUUGUUCAAAUGUGGCUUAAAUUAAAAGCCGUUUCUUGACAAAAUGUAGUCACGCAUGUUAUGCAGGCGUUUUUGAUUUACGCCCAGCUGCCUCACAGCCUUCUUAUUUUUAUACUGUGUAUAUGGCGUAGUAUUGAAUCAAUGCAUUAGCUACAACCAUGAAUACCUUCUCAAACUGUUUUGUGUCCUGCUGAUUGUUAACAGUCAGAGAUAUUGAUGUUAAAACACACUUCGAGAUGCGAUUGUACGUUGUCUGAUUCUGCAUGCAUUACAUUGAUCUUGGUUGCGGCACAAAUUAGUUUAUCUCCUGUUUAAGUGCUUUGUCUUCAUGCUGUGCCCUUGCAGGUAAGCAGCUGCUGACAGUAAGCAGAACUGCAUGGGUGUGUGCGAAGGACACAAUGUCUUGACAUCAUGGUUUUAUGAUGUGCAAUCAUUCGUGGGCAUAUAAAAUAUGUAUUCGGAAAUUAAAAAUGCAGUUGUGGCUACA
Messenger RNA from Misgurnus anguillicaudatus (oriental weatherfish), 1532 nucleotides. RefSeq names its product transmembrane protein 205. NCBI's taxonomy places the organism in Eukaryota, Metazoa, Chordata, Actinopteri, Cypriniformes, Cobitidae. The record is from RefSeq and is a predicted model, not a curated record.